Molecule: messenger RNA, 2460 nt
Organism: Populus nigra (black poplar)
Lineage: Eukaryota; Viridiplantae; Streptophyta; Magnoliopsida; Malpighiales; Salicaceae
Molecular function (GO): zinc ion binding; nucleic acid binding
Source: RefSeq, a predicted model, not a curated record
CAUGGAUGGAACCGAUUUGAAUAAAAGAACCGACACAAACCCUAGCUGAAUGUAAAUCUCUCCUCCUGCGCUCGUCAUAAAAAUCAAAUUAGGGUUAGAUUUUUCAAAAUUAGGGUUUCUUAAAUUUAAUUAAUUAAAUGGCAAAGAAAGAGAAGCGAAAAGCGAAAAUCAAAGUAAUCGAAGAAGAAGAAGAGAAGCCGAAGAAAUUUGUAGCGGAGGUUAGUAGCGAUGAUGAAGAGGCGAAUGAAGAUCUGAGCUUGAAGAUUGUAGAGAAAUCACUGUUAAUGCGAGCGGCGAGAUUGGCUGAAAACGGCAACGGUUUUGUCGUUCUAGAUGAUGGUGGUGGUGGUCGAGACGGUGGUGCGGUGGAGAUAGAGUCGACGUCGUCAAUGGAGGCUGAAUCGGCGAGUGCGGGUUCCCGUGGGGUGAAGAAGAGGAAAAGGAGAAAGAAUGUUGAGAAGAAGAUGGAAGUUUCAGUUGUUAUUGCGAAAGAAGAAGAGGAGGUGGAUAAAAUUGAAGAGGCGGAAACAGUUGACAACGCGGAGAUAAUGGAGAAGGCAGAGAAGAGUGAGAAGGUAGAGGUAGACGAGGCUGCAGAACUGGUUGAAGAUGGUGGUGCAAAUGCAGUUGAGGACUCUGUUAAUAUUGUGCUCCGAAAGCUUCUUCGGGGGCCACGGUACUUUGAUACUCUAGAUAGUGGCUGGUCAAAUUGCUAUAACUGCGGGGAGGAAGGUCAUAUGGCGGUGAACUGUCCGACAUUUACAAAGAAGAUUAAGCCAUGCUUUGUUUGCGGGAGUUUGGAGCAUGGGGCUAAGCAAUGCACUAAGGGACAAGAUUGCUUUAUUUGCAAGGAAAAUGGCCACCGUGCAAGAGAUUGUCCAGAGAAAUAUAAGGGUACUCAUCAGAGUUCAAAAAUAUGUUUGAAAUGUGGGGGAUCCGGGCAUGAGAUGCUCUCAUGCAUGAACGAUUAUUCUGUUGAUGAUCUCAAGGAAAUACAAUGCUACAUCUGCAAGAGUUUUGGCCAUUUAUGUUGUUUUACCUCUGGUGAUGAUGGUCCAAGACAAGUUUCUUGCUACAGAUGUGGUGAACUGGGUCAUACUGGUUUGGACUGUGGAAGGUUACACGAGGAAGCCUCUAUGACAGAAUCACCUAGUUCAUGCUACAGAUGUGGGGAAGGAGGGCAUUUUGCACGUGAGUGCACCAGUUCUGCUAGGGGUGGGAGGAGGAAUCGUGAAUUAUUAACCCCGACUCUAAAAGCUCAUAGAGAAAAUAAAGAAAGCUUGGGAAUUAAAUCUGCCCCGCAUGAUCUUGUCAAGGCUCGUAAAAAGAGAAAAGCCAAGUCCCAAGAGAAAGGCAUCACAACACCGCAAAAAUCAAAACACAAAGGUCACCACAUUGCAGAGCAUCUAACAAAUUCAUCCCAGUCAACACCAAAGAAGUCAAAACACAGAGGUGGAUGGAUUAUGGAGGAUCCUGGAGAUGUAUCUAAAUCAACACCAAAACAAUCGAAACACAGAGGGGGAUGGAUUACAGAGGAUCCUGGAGAUGUAUCUAAAUCAACACCAAAACAAUCGAAACACAGAGGGGGAUGGAUUACAGAGGAUCCUGGAGAUGUAUCUAAAUCAACACCAAAAAAAUCAAAACACAAAGGUGGAUGGAUUACAGAGGAUCCUGGAGAUGUAUCCUGGUCUAAUUCCAAGAACCAUUUCAAUUCUCCUUCAACACCUUCUUACAAGGGUUGCAAGAGUUCUCCUAUGACUUCUGGCCAUCAUAUGUCAAGUUCUCAAACUUUUAAGAAAAAUAGCUGGAGUCAUUCAGGAACUUCAGCAUUCCAAGGGUCGGCAACACCUUAUCAGCAUAGAUAUUCAGCAUCCAGGUUUGGCAACCCCGGCCAUGCAUACAGCAACUCUGGCCAUGCAUACAGCAACCCCAGGCAUGCAUACAGUCACUCCGGCCCUGGAUACAAAACUCCGGGCAUGCACACAACAACUCCAGAUAUGCAUAUAACAACUUCAGGCAUGCACAGGACAACUCAGGGUAUGUGCACAACAACUCAGGGCAUGCAUAGAACACCUAUGGCCAUGCAUAUGGCAACUCUGGUUACACAUUUGGCAGCUCUGGCAAUACUGGGAUGAGGAGAGACAAUGGUUGGUGGUAGAAAUGCGAAUUAUAUUCCAACUAUUGAAGCGGGGAACCCAAAUUUUUUUCCGGGAGUCAUCUAAGUUAUGUAAUUUUUUGAUCCCUUUGGCGCGCAAGUUAUUGACAAAUCAUUUUUUCAUACAUGGAUGCUCUUGUUCUAGUGAUUUAUACAUUCUUUCCUCAAUGCAUGUAUCCACACUCCUUGCUGUAACCUUUGUAGGAUAGGUAGUGGUUUAAGUUGAGAGGAACUUACUUUUACCCCAUUCUUUCUGAAAGAACUUUGUUGAUUUAUUUAUGUCAGAAUCAUUGUCAUUUCUUGAA